AUGAGUGUAUUUCACCUUGCCGAACGAGAAAAUACACUUCAACAAUUAACUAAUGAAAAUGCAACAUUUAUUUGGUAUCACCUAAUACUGAUAGUUGUUCGAUUAAUGACAAACUAUGGUAAUUCAAAAGAUAAAGUGAUCGCUGAAUUUCGAGUAAGUUAUUAUCAUGACGCAGCCAAACAAAUGAAAAUAAAUUAUUUUGAACAAAAUUAUUCUCCAAUGAGAGCAUUUUGGUGGUAUACACGUGAUAGUUUUGUAUGUCGAUUAUUAAACAAACCUUUACGCACACAAAAUACUGAAAUUAUAUUUAAAUUUCGAUUUUUCAUCAAUGAUCUUUGCAAUCAAAUAAAACAAAGUUACCAUCAAUAUUUAGAUACUCAUUCUUCUAUUAUGGAUCAUCAAUUAACAGUUUAUCGUGGUAAACGUUUAAGUAUAACAGAACUUGAUUUACUCAAAAAUAAUAUAAAUGAACUUAUUUCAAUGAAUAGUUUCUUAAGUGCAACAUUGAAUCAAAAUGUUGCUAUACUUUUUGCAGAUGCAAUAGAUCAAUGGAAUGAAUCAUCACGAUUACAAUCGGUUCUUUUCACAGUUGAUAUUAAUAAUAUGAGUAAUAAAGAAAUGACACCCUUUGCAAUUCUAAAAAGCUAUUCGUGUUCUCCAGAUAAUAAUGAAGAAGAAGUACUUUUUACUAUAAGUACUAUUUUUAAAGUUCAUUUGGUUGAAUAA
This is a messenger RNA of Rotaria sp. Silwood2, 726 nucleotides long. Lineage: Eukaryota; Metazoa; Rotifera; Eurotatoria; Philodinida; Philodinidae. The record is from the annotation of a GenBank genome assembly.